CAGAUUCUCACAAACUGUAGCCUCCGCCUUGUCAACCGUGAGGGAGAUGUUCUCUCUACCAUGAAGAAGAAGAAGAAGUAGUAGCCCUGGGUCCUCUCGUCUGCUCGACUGCUGAAAGAGAGGAAAGAAGGGAAGGAAGGAAGGGAAGAGCGAGCGAGCGAGAGAGAGAAACCUAACUUCCAAGCAGGCGUCAACAAGGCGUCAGAAAGGAACAGAAAAGAAGAAAGAUCGGUCCUGCGAUGCAAGCAGAGGCAAAAAAGGAGUCUGUCUUCCGGCUGGUUUAAAUUCCCAGUCGGGGCCACAUUGUAGAAGAGGAUCUGCCAAUACCUCACCAAACCCAGUCCCGAGAGAAGAAAAAGGCAGGAGCCUGGGAUGUGUGGGCGCCAGGAAAAAAGCUCGGCACUGCACGAAAAGAAGAUAGGAACCGCCUCUGUGGCAUUUGCAUAAACUUGAGAACAAGAAGAGAGGAAAUUGUGGCCCACAAGACAAAUACUAACCUACUGGUCGGGAAAAGAAAUAGGUCAAACAACCCAUGCUAGGACCUUUUCUUUUUUUGUGCGUGUGUCUGUGGUGGGUUGUUGUUUUUUUAGGAGCUUUAAACAAAUCUCUGUAGAGCAAAAUCUUUGAAUUUUUAAUAUCUUUUAUAUCAUUUUAUCAACAUUUUCUCUUUUGUUUCAACUGUUGGGAUUUUUUUUUUAAAUCCUCCCUCUUUUCUAUUACUUUUUUCUACUAAAAAGAACAUUUUCUUCUCGCUCUCUCUUUUUACAAAAAGGUGAUCUUGAACUAUAAUUAUCCAACGUGCACACAGACACACACACACACACAGAGGCAGCAAAGGAUUGAGUUUCCUGGUUGUUAAAUAAUUGAACUUGAAGUCAAAACGUAGACGAGGUGGCUGAAUUGAUUGCUACAUGACACUCGCUAGAGCCGCCAAGUAGGAAGAGAAGAACGCUGUCAUUCGAAAAAACCCUUCUCCCCCCGCCAUCAAAAUUUCAGCAGUGCCUAACAGGAAAAUAGUCCCCGAAUCAGCGAACUGAGUUUGAACAGGAUCUCUUAGAAUGCACUUAUUGUAGCGAUUAAAAUAGGAAGACCGUCUGAAGGCUUGAAAACCAGAAGAGAAUUUGGGACUGGAUUUUGUUUAAAGUGCCGAAGUUUUCUUCCAUUUGGAAAGGGAUACAUUUGUGUGUGUGAUGAUCAUUGUCUAUUUUUGCGGUGACGGAAGACAGUCGUUUUGAGGCGGUGGGGGGGAUUACUACACUACUAUUCAGCCGAGCGGAGAUCGGUUUGUUCCUCCCACCCCAACAAUAAUCUAAUUUUAAGUGGCAGAACUGGAAGCGAGUUUUAACCUCCAACUUCAGCACAAAGCUCAUCUUUGGUGCUUCUUGGCAGUGACGAGAGCCAGCUCAGAGGCGUUCCGCGGUGAAUGACCGGGGGCCCAUCAGCGACGCCGUAGGAGGGGGUACCCCAAAUGGAGCCCACCGAGCCGUUGGAAGCCAAGUGGCAGGGGGAGGAUGAAACCACCAGACCCGAAAUGGUCAAGGCCCCCCCGGAACAAGGAAAAGGGGACAGUGAGGCCAGGCCGGAGAUGGAGAUGGAAAAUGUCCCCGCAGUGAAUGGGCAGGAGGCGAAUCCGGUGCCCGGUGGCAAGGAGCCCCCCUCUGAAAAUGGGGAGGAGAAUGCUUUGAAAGAAGAUGAAGCCGGACAGGCGGAACACCCAGCCGCCCCAAAGCCAGAAGAGGCUGAGUCUCAAGAGCGGGAACAGACGCCGGGAGAGGAGGUCCCACUAGAGGACGCUGCCUCUCCGCCCAGCACCUCCUCCUCUAGCAUUGCGGUCACUGAUCCCAGCAGCAGCUGCCGGACCCCCGAGCAGGCUGCCGAGGCUGCCGAGGCAGCCCCCAAGGCUCCGUCCGCCCGCCCUGUGCCCCCCGACUUCUACUGCGUGAAGUGGAUCAGCUGGAAGGGAGAGAGGACCCCCGUCAUCACGCAGAGCGAGAACGGGCCCUGCCCUCUCCUGGCCAUCAUGAAUAUCCUCUUCUUGCAGUGGAAGGUGAAGCUGCCGCCUCAGAAAGAAGUGAUCACAUCGGAUGAACUGAUGGCUCACCUGGGGGACUGUAUCUUAUCCAUCAAGCCCCAAAGCCAGUCAGAAGCACUACAGCUCAACUUCCAGCAGAAUGUCAACGACGCCAUGACAGUCCUGCCCAAGCUCUCCACGGGCCUGGAUGUGAACGUGAGGUUUACGGGCGUCGCGGACUUUGAGUACACCCCGGAGUGCAUCGUCUUUGACCUCCUCAACAUCCCUCUUUAUCACGGGUGGCUUGUGGACCCACAGAUAUCAGAAAUGGCCCAGGCUGUUGGCAAACUGAGUUACAACCAGCUGGUGGAGAAAAUCAUCACUUGCAAGCACUCCAGCGAUCCCAACUUAGUGACGGAAGGCCUGAUAGCAGAGCAGUUUCUGGAGUCCACAGCUUCCCAGCUCAGCUACCACGGCUUGUGCGAGCUCACGGCCACUGUCAAAGAAGGCGAGCUGAGCGUCUUCUUCAGGAACAACCACUUCAGCACGAUGAUAAAGCAUAAGAGCCACUUGUACCUCCUGGUCACAGACCAAGGCUUCCUGCAAGAGGAGCAGGUGGCUUGGGAGAGCCUUCACAGUGUGGACGGGGACAGCUGCUUCUGCGACGCGGAGUUCCACCUCAGCCACGCCCUGGGCAAGGAGGCGGCGGCGGCCAGCGACACCCCACAGGAGCAGCACCUGAACCAGAGGCAGGUGGACCAGGACUACAUGAUCGCCUUGUCCUUGCAACAGCAGCAAGGGGGCCCCGCCCUGAGCGACCUUGAGCUGGCGCAGCAGCUGCAGCAGGAGGAGUACCAGCAGCAGCAGCCGCCCCCCGCCGCUGCCUCCCCAGCACAGGGGAGAGGCCAGCCAUCACCCCGUCCAGCUGGGGAGCGCAGACCACGGCAGAAGCAGGAUUCGGAUUGCGUCCUGCUGUGAAGGGGGCCCCUGGCCAUCCGGAGCACCCUCCUUGGAAGCUCCGGGACUUGCCGCCGAGAAGACCCAUGCCGUGUAUGCGUUGAAAGACUGCUAUUGGAAGUCGGAACCAAAAUGUUGUGUUUUUUUUUAAAGAAAGGAAAAAAGAGAGAGAGAGAGAGCUAAACUUAGGAAAACAAGCGUGCAUCCUCCUGUGUGUUUGAUUCCGACACACACACCCCAAGUGCAUUGUAAUUCUCAGUAAUUAGGGCGUUGCUGGGGGCCGAGUGGGGAAUAUCCAGCCAUCCAGGGGCAGCCCAACCAUAGAGGCAACCUAGUCAGCUGCCCAGAGUGUCUGGAUUCCAGGGAGGCUUCCACUCUCAACUCUGACAACCUAGUGGGAAGAGAGAGAGUCCCCAGAAACUCCUGAACCGCUCGUGGGCGGGACAUCCCCAGGGACACGAAUCGAAUCGGAGCCUUCGGGCCUCAAGUAGCUGAUUGGAGCAUUGACAUCGUUGCAAAGAGGAGGCAGUUAAGCCGUGAACAAUGGCUCGCUUCUCAUGGAGGGAGGGGAAUAAGAAAUAGUAUCUUGGCCAAUUAAUUAGCAACUUGGACUAUUAACACAGCUCAGAAUAAAAUACACUCAAGGGGAGGAUUUAAUUUGCCCAGAGCAGAAGAUAGAAAAGAAACAAACCCCAGACUCUAGGCACCUCUAAAAUCAUGAGGAGGCGGAGUCUUCCCAAAACUCUGCACAUGGGCAGAGGUGUUCUUCUCCUCUCCAGGGGGUUGGGGGUAGGGAACAGCCCCAACUGAUCCACAAAAAAGAAGAUUUGGGGGCUGUUCGUCAUAACAUAAGCUUCUGAAAAAUAUUCCAGGACUGAGUAAGCACACUGUUUGUUUGGUAAUGGAGCACGUGGAGUGUAGUCAUGCUGGACUACUGACACAAGGUUUAGCAGAGGUGAGGAAGAAGCACCAAAAGCUUUAAAAGCUUCUUAGAAGGUAAAUUAAACUUUAAAAAGAAAAGAAAUAAAUGGACUAUGUUCUCAAAAUGCUGCCAAGGAAAAGGAGGCGACAGUACUCGGUUUUGGGCUGUCACUCAAUUAAUGGAAUUAAUCAUAUGUGUCAAUUUGAUUAACCACAUGUGUCUGGUCAAUCUACAUAAAUUUGCAUAUGAAUAAAAUACUUCUGAAAUAAAAA
This is a messenger RNA of Hemicordylus capensis (graceful crag lizard), 4162 nucleotides long. It is a transcript of the gene MINDY1, whose product is annotated as MINDY lysine 48 deubiquitinase 1. The record is from RefSeq and is a predicted model, not a curated record. Lineage: Eukaryota; Metazoa; Chordata; Lepidosauria; Squamata; Cordylidae. The coding region runs from base 1469 to 2989 and encodes 506 amino acids. Gene Ontology annotation, molecular function: K48-linked deubiquitinase activity; cysteine-type deubiquitinase activity; cysteine-type carboxypeptidase activity. Gene Ontology annotation, cellular component: cytosol; cell periphery. The transcript is spliced from 11 exons. Gene Ontology annotation, biological process: protein K48-linked deubiquitination.